Molecule: messenger RNA, 567 nt
Organism: Botrytis porri
Lineage: Eukaryota; Fungi; Ascomycota; Leotiomycetes; Helotiales; Sclerotiniaceae
Exons: 1
Coding region: 1-567 (188 amino acids)
Source: RefSeq, a predicted model, not a curated record
AUGGAUAACCAACACUAUUUAGCCCCUCCUGCAUAUACCCCUACCCCUCCAACUUCAAACCCUCAGAACUGCCAAGCUUUCAAUGCUACCCGCUGGCUCCUCGACACACAACGACAAUAUAUUCAAUUCACCCACUACCAACAUCUCCUCUGCCAGAUAUUCCACGCCUCCGAUCACUGGUGGGACGAAUUUCUCGCAGUUUGCGAUGCAUUUUUACGACCCAGAUUCUCCCACUCAGACACAUCUGUAUGGAAUUUCUACGGCACUUUACAAAUCCACGGAAUGCGAUCGGAGUAUUUGACAGGAGGUCGGUGUUUCAAAAACGAGACUGGAGAAAUUUGUAACUGGUUAGCUUUUUGUCUCAGAGAGUUGAGAAAUAUGGGCGUUGAAUGGAAUCCUAAUGCUACAAGAUCUUCAUUGGAGACAAGAAGAGAGGAAGAUCGAAGUGGUGAACGACCCGAAAGCUCGAGUGAGAGAGAAGAGAGAAGAGAGCGAGAACAAGGGGAUCCUUGUCCGUUGGUAGAAUGGUGGUGGGAAGGAGAUGAGAUAGUAUUUAUCUUGAGUUAG